Molecule: messenger RNA, 1605 nt
Organism: Pieris macdunnoughi
Lineage: Eukaryota; Metazoa; Arthropoda; Insecta; Lepidoptera; Pieridae
Source: the annotation of a GenBank genome assembly
AUGUCUGAGAAGCAAAAAACGCUAUUUUGCGGAGAUGUCAAUGGAAAUUUCAAUGCAUUAUUUUCCCGCGUUGAAACAAUUGUCAAGAAAUCAGGUUCAUUCGAUGUUCUAUUAUGUGUGGGAAAUUUUUUCGGUAACGAUAAUUCACAGUUAGAUGCUUACCGUAUGAGGACCAGGAAAGUUCCGGUUACAACCUACGUUUUUGGCCCAAGUGAUGUUAACCAUGUCAAGUAUUAUUGUGAAGAAGGAUCUGAAAUUGUCCCUAAUGUUAUUUACAUGGGAAGACGAGGCAUAUUUACCACAAGUUCAGAAGUUAAGAUUGCCUACUUAACAGGCCUGUCUAGACGAGAAUUAGGAAAGGAGAUCCCAUCAUGUACAUUUGAGCCAAGUGACUGCAGUGCAGUGAGAGAUGCAUGUUAUAGAGGACAAAGUGAAUAUAGAGGUGUGGACAUACUUAUAACUACUUUAUGGCCCACUGGCGUACAACAGGAUGAAUGCCAGAAGGCAGAAGUGAAUGAAGAUAAGCUAUCAAAUUUAAUAGCAUGGCUAUCAAUACAUCUUAAACCUAGAUAUCAUUUAGUGCCAACAGCAAACAAGUUUUACGAAAGACAACCUUAUAGAAACCAAGGAAUCCAUCAAGACUAUAAAGAAUGUGCAACAAGGUUCAUAGCAUUAGCCCCAGUAGGAAGCAAAGCUAAGGAAAAAUGGAUUUAUGCGUGCAGUUUGCAACCGAUUGCUAAAAUGAGGAUGACAGAUUUAUUGCAAAGUACCACGGAUGAGACAGAGUGUCCGUUUGACCCUGACUUGUUGAAACAACACCAACCCGGGAAAGUUGUUAAGGUAUCCGGUAAUGGACAGUUCUUCUUCAACAUGGACGCUUCGGAAGACGAUCACGGGAAGAGAAAGAGGUCAGGUGGAGAUAAUGCCGAGAGGAAACGGAGGGAUAUUGAUCCAGACACAUGCUGGUUCUGUUUGUCGUCUCCGUCGGUGGAGAAGCACUUGGUGAUCUGCGUGGGCAGGCACUGCUACUUGGCCCUGCCCAAAGGCCCACUCACGCCCUUCCACGUGCUGAUCCUGCCCAUUGCCCAUCAUCAGUCUGUUACGAAGUCACCAGAGGAAGUUGUCAAGGAAAUUAAACAGUUCAAAGAUACGCUUAAGAAGUUCUACGGCUGCAUGAACAACGUGGGCGUGUUCUUCGAAAGGAAUUACAAGACGUCUCACAUGCAGAUUCAAUGCGUGCCCCUCCCUAAACGAUGCGAAUCGCAAAUACUUGAGGUGUUUCAGGAUGAGGCAGGCAUAAAUCGUAUAGAACUGGAAGUUCUUCCGCCCUAUACGGAGAUAUCUCAAGUGGCUUUGCCCGGAAGUCCAUAUUUCCACGCGGAGCUUCCUUCCGGCGAACACGUGUAUGCCAAACCGAAGCAGCACUUUCCGUUGCAGUUUGGAAGGGACGUGCUAUCAAGCCCCCCUCUAUUGGACUGUGAGGAUAAAGCAGACUGGCGUCAAUGUCUUCUAAGUAGAGAGGAAGAAGACUCUCUUGUGGCCUCCUUCAGGGAGAAGUUCAGACCAUUUGACUUCACGGCAGAUGAGGACAGUGAUAGUGACUAA